Drosophila rhopaloa is the source of this 2195-nucleotide messenger RNA. It is a transcript of the gene Smyd4-2, whose product is annotated as SET and MYND domain-containing protein 4. The transcript is spliced from 5 exons. NCBI's taxonomy places the organism in Eukaryota, Metazoa, Arthropoda, Insecta, Diptera, Drosophilidae. Gene Ontology annotation, molecular function: protein binding. The record is from RefSeq and is a predicted model, not a curated record. Bases 119 to 2110 code for a protein of 663 amino acids.
UUGGAGAGGGAACGUCCGCCAGCUGUUUUCAAUACUCAGUCGGAAAACGCGGACGGGGAAAUUUUUUCAUCCGCUGCACUGAAAAUCUGAUUAAGAUUUUACAUAAUUUGGAGUAAUAAUGGAGUUUGACUCGACUUAUUAUCAGAUCUGUUCCGCGCAGACCGUCCAGUCGGAGAAAAGGGGAUUCUUCAACGAGUUCUGCGUGGAUGUGCGAGAUGCAUGUGGUGACAAGUGGCUGCGAAACUACUUUGGCAAACUGAAGUCCAAUGCGGCUCGGGUUCUGUCGAUCUUCAGCGAUCGCGAGGUGUGCGAUCCCGUGCUGGGCGUUCUGGAGCAUGUUCAGCCCGUCUUCAAGCAGAAGGAUGCCCUCUUCUCCGCCCAACGUCGUGCCCAGGCGGAUAAAUUAUUCCUGAUGAGUGGCAAUGGCGAGGGCGAGGAGAGCAGGGAACUGAUACAGCAGGCUCUGAUGGCCGCCAAUCUGGCCGUGAUGAGGGCUCCGGACCGGAACGCCGACCCCGUCAUUGAUGAUGGCCUCUCCUUGGCAUUGGCCUACAGGUCGAGGGCUUCCAUUCUGAUCCGACUGGGCGAGGGGGAGGCUGCCCUAAGUGACCUCAAAUUGGCCACCAACUUUGGACUAGAGCUGAAGUCCAGUGUGGACUACUACUGCAAGAUGGCCAAAGCUUAUGCAGUAAUGGGCGAACUCGCCCGUGCUGAGAUCUCAUUAAAAAUUGCGGAGAAGAUGUCUGGCUCCGAUCCCACUCACAUCGCCUUAUGUCGCAAGGAAAUAGCUGCGGUCAAGCCAAUUCCCAAAGAGGCCUCCUCAGAGCAGGUGCCUCAGUUGGCACAUGGCGAGAAUCCCGAACUGAGUAGUGCCUCCAAGGUGGUGAAGCUGGUUGAGACCAAGGAUAAGGGUCGUUUUGUGGUUGCCAGCGAAGGUAUAAGAACUGGCGAUGUGCUGCUCUGCGAGGAACCAGUGGCCGCCUGUCUAGAUCCCAUUUAUUUUGGUACUCACUGUCAUAACUGCUUUAAGAGGCUGCACACCCCUGUUUCCUGCCUGCAUUGCUCGGGAGUCGCCUUCUGCUCGGCCCAGUGCAUGGGUGAGGCCUGUUCCAGUUACCACAGGUUCGAGUGUGAGUUCAUGGAUCUGCUGAUUGGUUCCGGAAUGUCAAUCCUGUGCUUCAUCGCCCUGCGUGUCUUCACGCAGGCGCCCAGUUUGGAGCAGGGCUUGGCCACCGCCAACCUGCUGUUCGAGCACAUGUGCUCCCACGAGGACGAGCGCCAGCCGGAGGACUAUUUGCAGCGAUCCCUGAUGGCUGGCUUCCUGAUGCGCAUCCUUCAGAAGUCCCUGUACUUUGGUCGUCGUAAGACGGAGGGCGUGAAUCCCACCGCUGUGGAACUGCAGGUGGCCACCGCCUUGCUGGGUCUGCUGCAGGUGCUCCAGUACAAUGCCCACCAGAUCUUCCAGACCCAGGUGACCGAGGAGCAUCGAUUCGAUGGAAGCAGGAUGGUGCAAGUUGCUGCUGGACUUUAUGGCACUGGUUCCUACUUCAAUCAUGAGUGCUGGCCCAGCGCUGCUUGCCAUUUCGUGGGAAAAAAGCUGGUCCUUACGGCCAAUAAGCCACAUCGCCCCAACGAAGUUGUGGCUGUUAAUUACGGACCCAUUUUCAUCAAAACGAAUCUCAAGGAGAGGCAGAGAACCCUUCGAGGACGAUACUCCUUCAGUUGCAACUGUAUGGCCUGCCAGGAGAACUGGCCAUUGCUCCAGAAACUGGACAAGCAAGUGCGAUUCUGGUGCACUUCUCCAAACUGCGUUAACUUGCUAAAGUUCCCCAAGGACUUGGCGAAGGAUGUGCGUUGUCCUCGCUGCCGCAAAAAUAUCUCCCUUAAAGAAACUGUCAGGAAAUUAAUCAAGACCGAGGAACUGUAUAGAGAGGCCGCCCGUGCUAUGGAGGCCCAGAAAACCGGAGAGGCUAUUGAACUUUUCAAGGAGGGACUGGAGAUGUUUUUCCAUGUGGCAGCUCUGCCCCACAAGGACACGCUGAUUGCUCAGCAAUCGCUCAAUAAAUGUUUGUCCGACACAGGCACCACCUUCAAAAAGGAGGGAAAAUAAAAAACAAUUGUCACUGGCUUAUGCAUGUAUUAUUAAGUCGUUUUUUCUACUUCAAUACAAAAUAUACUACCAUUAAAAUAUUUAA